CCCACUAUGGCUGAAAUGAUUCAUAUCGACUUCCGUUUGAUUCUUUAAUAACAAAUAUUUCUCAGAUUCUCAGUAUAGCAGAAAAUUAGGGAUUGGCAACUUUUGGUAAAUUAAAUCACCACAAAAGUAAGUUCUAGUCAAAAACAUAACAAAGCUACAGGAAACAGUGGGUCAAUUACUGUCUGGCAUUUUUCAAGAAUUCUGGCAUGGUUCCAAGAACUGCAGGAGUUUUCAACUGGCCCUGAGGCCACCUAGAAUUAUGCAAGCCUUAGUGGAUGAUUUGUAUACAGAAUGCAAGUUUUCUCAUGCCUAGAGAAUGAUUUUCUGUCACCUAUGCAUGCAUAGGAUAAUAUCAAAUUGAGUAAAAUUUUUCUCGAUUUCGAAAUGUGCACAUGGGAUUAGAGAUGUCAGCCAAGGAGCAGACCUUGUCAUCUUUGAAUGACAUCAUAAAAUUCCAAAGGCAGAACCAAAGGGAACAUUUUGUGGCCACUUGUGGUCAAUGCCAACCUGGUGAUACAGAGCUGAAAUCAGACGAUAGAGAAGCUGAAACAGUGCAUGCUGACUCACAAGGAAGUGAAAGUAGAACAAAAACUACUGCUAUUGGAAGCGAAGGUGGUUUGGAACAAGAAUCAAGCUCAAAUAAAACAGCAAAAAGGCCAAAAAGAUGCCUUGGUAUCAACUACAGUGCCAAGAAGAUGAUACCAGUUGUUUAUCCCAGGCUUCAGUUAACACAAUUACGGCCACAAAAACAGCCCCCAGUUGAUGUCAGGAAAUUGAAGAGAAAGAAGGGGGGAGAAAACAUGACAAUUGCAAGUGAGAUGUUGUGGGGAAAUACUGCCUCUGAUAUUGAAAGUAAGGCACUGCCUCUUUUUGAUGGUCAGGUACCUCCAGAAGUUGUUGUUGUAAGCACCUGGAACAACGAGGUUGAAGUUGUGACGUCAGAGGCAGCUGAAUGGGAAAAAGGGGGUGUUGACAUGGAAGGCUUACCACAGGUUGACAAGAAAUUAAAAAUCGGAGUUUCUGAGGAAAUUUUUGCUGCUUCUGCAAUUUGGAACCAAGAAAGUACAACUGAUGAACUAAAUUCAACAAAUAGUCAGUCAAGGAGAAAUUCUUAUCCAGCCUCUUUUAUGGUUCAAGAAAAACCUUCUGACCAUAGCAGUAGCUGCCGGCGUCACGGAAGAAGAAAAGUUCGGUCGACUAAUUGGACUCAAGAUGACUUGGAAAAAGCGAUUCUAGAUAUAAGAGACAAGGGUAUGUCUUUGCGAAAAGCUGCAGCCUUGCAUGGAAUACCUAAGUCAAGUCUUGGUGACCGGCUGUCCGGAAAGAAGAAAUUAUCCGGAACAAUAGUAAAAAGCCACAACCAGAUUGAUAACAGUAAACGUGCUCGAAAGAAUAAUAUUGUUUAUCCUAGAGGUGCCUCUAAGCCAGAUAUACAAGUCUGUCGUGAUAAUUCGGUUGAAAAAAUCGCCGGUCGUAUUUGUCCUAGAAAUGAAGAAGACCCAGGAAGCUCAUUGUCACAGACCAGUCCUGUUGUUUCAAUUCAAGAGGAAAUCGUGACAGAUCAGGCAAGAGAACAUGAAUCGAAUAAACACACCCAAGAUCCUUCGGUAGUUGCAAUUGAUAACCAUACUUUCGUUACAUUUGAUGGGAAAGAAAACGAUAUUUUAACAGUUCAUGGAGUCACAUAUGAAACAGACAAGCAAUCCAACGCCAAAACAAACAAACGACGGAGAUCAACUAAAAAGAAUCAGAGACCUGGCUCUAGUUACGUCAACGGGCUUAAGCGAUCAAACUUGACUAUGUCAGAACUUGGCGAAGCACCGGCGAAGAGAUUGAAUCGAUUUGAUUAUCGCGUCACAAUGUCCGAUGAUAUAAGAGAAAAGACAAGCUUCAAGGCAAAAUUGAAAAGUUGGUCUCAAACAGACAUGGAAAACGCAAUCAAAGAUGUCACCGAACAUGGUAUGUCAAUCAGGCAGGCAGCUGUCAAUCAUAGAAUUCCAAAGUCCAGCUUGGCGGACAGGAUAUGCAGAAGGAAAGACAAUGCCGAUCUCGGAAAGCUGCUUGAACAACUUAGGCCCAUUGCAAAGGGAGAUGAGGAUUUGCAAGCCUUGAAAGACCUAGAAAAUGGGAAAAAGUCUCCAAAGUCUGUCGCAAAACAGUUUGGUAUUUCCUUUUCUUUUCUUCGAAAGGCUCUGUCCUCAAAUCGUAAUGAAACGUCCUCUAAGCUCAUUAAAACAAACAGUCAAAUUGCUGAGGAAAUUAAUCUUGAAGAAGUCAAUCUUGAUAAUUCCAAAGAUGAAAGUAGCAGAGUAGCAAAGUUUGAAGGGGAAAGGUCAAAGGACACUAAAAGUACCAAGUGUAGAAAGGAGCGCAUGCGCUGGAAACGCGAUAAUUUAUUGCUUGCAAUGAAUGCUGUAAAGGAUGGGAAAAUGUCGUUAAGGGGUUCAGCUAAGUUUUAUGGGAUACCGAAAUCAACACUUGGGGAUAUCAUCAAAGGGAAAUGCUCUACGUCCCUAACACCAGGACCUAAACGACUUUUGUCCGAGGAGGAGGAGAACUCCUUGGCCGGGUGGUUAAUUACAAUGGAAAGAUCUGGCCGUCAUGUUAGAAUCAAGGAAGUUUUAGAGACAGUUAAAGCAAUACUGGAUAACAGUGGAAAACAGAUCGCUCGCUUGAAAGACAAUCUGCCCAAAGAGAGCUGGUGGUACGGGUUUCUGUUACGUCAUAAAGAGGUAGCAGAAGUUCGUAAACAUUUCAAGAUGGACUCGCCAAGUUUUGUCAAAAAAGAAAAUUUGCAAUUGAAAGACAAACACAAAACAUAUAGAAAAAGACGCGAAAUAUCGACAAAAGAUAACAGGAUGGACUCUGUGGAAGGAGACUGCACCAACGACAACCAAAGUAAUGAUGGCUUCUUUUGCGCUAUCUGUGAUAAACCCUAUCGAGAUGGCGAUGCGGAGGAGAUUUGGAUAAGCUGUGGCAAUGUAUCUGACGAUGGAAUUGUGACUGAUGGCUGCGGAGGCUGGUCACAUCUCGGUUGCUCCAACCUAGCUCCGCAUAAUUUGAGUACUAAAGAACUUGAAAGUGUCCUGUGGCAUUGCCCGAGAUGCGUAAAAUGCUACUUAAGCGAAGCAAAUACACCGUAACGGUAGAUUCUCCUACAUAUGCCCAUUAUAAAAUAUCAAUUUAAGUUUUUACUCAGUAUAUUUCAAUACGUCUGA
Molecule: messenger RNA, 3218 nt
Organism: Rhopilema esculentum
Lineage: Eukaryota; Metazoa; Cnidaria; Scyphozoa; Rhizostomeae; Rhizostomatidae
Molecular function (GO): DNA binding
Source: RefSeq, a predicted model, not a curated record